AUGAUGAGAAACUCAGAGCCAAACCAUGUGGGUAUGGAGAUAGAGGCAAGCAAACCAGCAGAGACAACACUGCCUGGUUUGAGCCCUCUAAGUGAGACCCUUUGGAGGAAGAAGACAAACACAGAAUUCAUUGGAGAUGUAUCAGCUAGGCUCACUUGGAAGGAUUUGACUGUGAUGGUCACUCUCAGCAAUGGAGAGACCCAAAACGUUUUGGAGGGUCUAACUGGAUAUGCUGAACCUGGAACCUUCACAGCACUCAUGGGUCCUUCAGGUUCAGGCAAAUCUACUCUGCUUGAUGCUCUGUCUAGUCGUUUAGCAGCAAAUGCCUUUCUCUCAGGCACCAUCCUCCUCAAUGGUCGCAAAGCCAAGCUCUCAUUUGGCACUGCAGCUUAUGUGACACAAGAUGACAACUUGAUUGGUACACUAACGGUACGAGAAGUGAUUUCUUAUUCAGCACGUCUGCGACUGCCUAAUGAGAUGGCAUGGUCAGAUAAGCGAGCCCUGAUUGAGAGUACCAUUGUAGAGAUGGGUCUUCAGGAUUGUGCUGAUACAGUGAUUGGGAACUGGCAUUUGCGUGGGAUAAGUGGAGGAGAGAAGAGAAGGGUUAGCAUUGCCUUGGAAAUCUUGACCAGGCCUAGAUUGCUUUUCCUUGAUGAGCCCACUAGUGGACUUGACAGUGCUUCGGCAUUCUUUGUGACUCAGACAUUACGAGCCCUGGCAAGGGAUGGACGAACUGUGAUAGCUUCUAUUCAUCAGCCUAGCAGUGAAGUGUUCGAACUAUUUGACCAAUUGUACUUGCUUUCAGGUGGCAAAACUGUUUAUUUUGGCCACGCUUCCGAAGCAUACGAGUUCUUUGCACAAGCUGGAUUUCCAUGCCCUGCUUUGAGGAACCCAUCAGAUCAUUUCCUUAGGUGCAUCAAUCGUGACUUUGACAAAGUCAAGGCCACUCUUAAAGGGUCCACCAAACUGAGGUUUGAGGGAAGUGACGAUCCCCUUGACAAGAUCACUACUGCUGAAGCUACCAGAACUCUUAUUGACUACUAUCGAACUUCUCUGCAUUCUUAUGCUGCAACACAAAAAGUGGAUGAGAUAUCCAACGUAAAGGGAACCGUGCUUGAAGCAGGAGGAAGUCAGGCUAGUUUCUUGAUGCAGUCUUACACCUUAACCAAACGCUCAUUCACCAACAUGUCAAGGGAUUUUGGUUACUACUGGCUUAGGCUUGUAAUCUAUAUUGUAGUCACCAUCUGCAUUGGAACCAUUUAUUUUAACGUGGGGACGGGCUACACCUCAAUUCUGGCUAGGGGAUCGUGUGCAUCUUUUGUCUUCGGUUUUGUCACCUUCAUGUCAAUUGGUGGAUUCCCUUCAUUUGUUGAAGACAUGAAGGUUUUCCAAAGAGAGAGGCUUAAUGGCCAUUAUGGGGUCACCGCAUUUGUCAUAAGCAACACAUUAUCUGCAACGCCCUUCCUAAUAUUGAUAACUUUUCUCUCUGGAACUAUCUGUUACUUCAUGGUUCGCUUGCAUCCUGGCUUUUGGCAUUACCUGUUCUUUGUCUUGUGCCUUUAUGCCAGCGUUACAGUGGUUGAAAGCUUAAUGAUGGCCAUUGCCAGCAUUGUCCCCAACUUCCUCAUGGGUAUCAUAAUUGGAGCUGGGAUUCAGGGCAUAUUCAUGUUGGUCUCUGGCUUCUUUAGGCUCCCACAUGAUAUCCCAAAGCCAGUUUGGCGCUACCCAAUGUCAUAUAUCAGUUUCCACUUCUGGGCAUUACAGGGACAAUACCAGAAUGAUCUGAGGGGCUUGCUAUUUGACAACCAGACACCAGACCUUCCUAAGAUACCUGGUGAAUACAUCCUGGAGUAUAUCUUCCAGAUUGAUGUGAACCGAUCAAAGUGGAUAAAUUUAUGUGUAAUCUUAAGCAUGAUUAUCAUCUACCGCAUUAUCUUCUUCAUUGUGAUCAAAAUCAAUGAAGAUGUUACACCGUGGGUUAGAGGUUAUAUUGCUAGGAGAAGAAUGCAACACAAGAGUGGAACCCAGAAUACAACUAUUGCUCCUGAUGUUCUCACUCAGUCCCCAUCGCUGACAACCUACGUCUCGAGUCAAACAACUGGGGUUGCUCACAAAAGAUAG
Messenger RNA from Gastrolobium bilobum, 2121 nucleotides. RefSeq names its product ABC transporter G family member 11-like. The transcript is spliced from 10 exons. The record is from RefSeq and is a predicted model, not a curated record. Gene Ontology annotation, cellular component: membrane. Bases 1 to 2121 code for a protein of 706 amino acids. Lineage: Eukaryota; Viridiplantae; Streptophyta; Magnoliopsida; Fabales; Fabaceae. Gene Ontology annotation, molecular function: ATP binding; ABC-type transporter activity; ATP hydrolysis activity.